CUGGCUUCUGGUUGCUGGAUGCUGAGGCCAAGGCAGAGACCCAGCGAGGCUCCUGCCUCCGCCUCCCUCCCCCAUCACUCUAGCCCAGGCCUCGGUGGGGGCCACUAGGCCGCCCCCCCAAGGGCUGGGGGGGGAGGAGCCGGCUGUCGCCAUGGAGAUGGGGGCUGGCGACACCCCAUCGCCCCCACCCCGGUACAACGCCCCCCGCUCGGCGCUCUACGCCGCCAAGCUGAGCGCCAUGGCGACGCCAGCCCCGCCGGCGCCCAGACCCCCGGCCACGGCCGGGCCUGGGGGCAACGGGGCCACGGGCAGCGGGGCGUUGGCGUCUCCCACGGCGACGGGCAGCGGGGAGUCGGCGUCUCCCACGGCGACAGGGAGCCUGGCGACAUCUCCGCCAGGGAGCCUGGCGACAUCUCCGCCGGCGACGGGCAGCGGAACUGUGUCACUGGGCACCGCGGCGGCAACCAGCACUGUGGCGGCAUCUCCAAGCAACCUGGCGGCAUCUCCGACACCUACAGGCCAUGUGGCGGUGUCUCUAGGCAACGCGACGGCGUCGCCGGGCAGCGUGGCAGCAGCGACGAGCAGCGGGGUGGCGUGUCCAGGGCCGACGGGCAACAACGCCGAUUCGGUGGCAUCUCCUGUGGUAACAGCACCCGUAGCCACUAUGGCGGCCGCCACAGGGACGGUUUCCAUGGAAACGAUGCAGAUGGCAGGGGUCGACGUGGCGACGGGUCCCACGGAAACGGUCACUGUGGCGGUGGCCUCUCCCACGCCGUCUCCCGCCACGGAAACUGCAGCCCCGCGCACCCCGGUGAAGCCCCUCCCGGCGCCCUUCCCCUCGCCGUCCGUGGUGGUGGUGGCGCCCAGCCCGGUGGUGCCGGAGAAGAGCUCUCCCACUGCGACGGAGGGGCCUGCAGACCUAGGGUCCACCGCCUCCCAGGACAUGGGGUCGCAGUCCAGCCUGGGUCCUGGAAUCCCACCUCCCAGGCCCCCGCCGGCUCCAGACACCCUGAGUUACCUGGAUUCGGUCAGCCUCAUGUCGGGCACCUUGGAGUCCCUGAGUGGCCCCGGGUUCUUGGACGACGUCAGCUCCCUGGGCUCGGACUCGGAGAUCAAUGGCUUGGCCUACCGCCGAACAGACAAAUAUGGCUUCCUGGGGGGCAACCAGCACUCGGGGAUGCUGGAGAGCGCCAUCCCGGUGGACGUGGCGCGGCAGCGGGAGCUCAAAUGGCUCGAUAUGUUUUCCCACUGGGAUAAAUGGCUCUCGCGGCGAUUCCAGAAGGUGAAGCUGCGCUGUCGGAAGGGGAUCCCCUCGUCUCUCCGGGCCAAAGCCUGGCAGCUGCUGUCGAACAGCAAGGAGCUCCUGGAUCAGAACCCCGGCAAAUUUGAGGACCUGGAGCGCCAGCCCGGGGACCCCAAGUGGCUGGAUGUGAUUGAAAAGGAUCUGCACCGGCAGUUCCCCUUCCACGAGAUGUUUGCCGCCAGGGGAGGCCACGGGCAGCAGGACUUAUACCGCAUCCUAAAGGCCUACACCAUUUACCGGCCCGACGAGGGGUACUGCCAGGCCCAGGCCCCCGUGGCUGCCGUCCUGCUGAUGCACAUGCCCGCUGAGCAAGCCUUCUGGUGCCUGGUGCAGAUCUGUGAGAAGUACCUGCCAGGCUACUACAGCGCAGGGCUGGAAGCCAUCCAGCUGGAUGGAGAGAUCUUCUUUGCCCUGCUGCGCCGGGCAUCCCCCAUGGCCUAUCGGCACUUGAAGAAAUACAAGAUUGACCCCAUCCUCUACAUGACGGAGUGGUUCAUGUGCAUCUUCUCCCGCACCCUGCCCUGGGCUUCGGUGCUGCGCGUCUGGGAUAUGUUCUUCUGCGAGGGGGUGAAGAUCGUCUUCCGGGUGGGCCUGGUCCUUCUCCGGAAUACGCUGGGCUCGGUGGACAAGCUGCGCAGCUGCCAGGGCAUGUACGAAACCAUGGAGAAGCUGCGCAACCUGCCAGCUCAGAGCAUGCAAGAGGAUUUCCUCAUCCUGGAGGUGGUGAACCUGCCGGUGACGGAAGCGCUGAUUGAGCGUGAGAACGCCACGCAGCUCAAGAAGUGGCGCGAGACCCGCGGGGAGCUGCAGUAUAAACCCUCUCGCCGCCUCCACGGCUCCCGCGCCAUCCACGAAGAGUGUCACCGCAUGAACCCGCCGCUGACCUCCAGCGCCAGCCUGCUCAGCCUCACCGGCUUCAAACAGCGGGCGGCCCGCGGCGGCAGUGGGGCGAGCACGGGGGGCAACUUCUCCCCUGCCCACCCCAUGGGCAGCCUGGCCGUCUCCGCUGCCCCCACUCCAGCCACUGCCCCAGGCCAGGUGGUGUCGGAAGGGCUCCACCCCGCUCUGCCCUCCCCCACGGGGAACAACACGCCGCUGGCGGGCCCCAAGAAGGGGGGAGCGAAGGAGAAGAAGAAGGAGAAGGAGCGGGAGCGGCUGGCGAAGGAGCGGGAGAAGCAGGAGAAGGAGCGGGAGCGGCUGGCGAAGGAGCGGGAGAAGCAGGAGAAGAAGGAGAAGGAGAAGCUGGAGCGGAAGCAGCAGAAGGAGCGCGCCAAGGAGGAGGCCAAGCAGAAGAAAGAGAGGAAGGUCUCCAUGCGCCGGAAGGAGGCCAAAGCCCCGCCCCGCGCCGAGGACGGGGGGCAAGACGGGGAUCCCCCAGCAGGCUCUGUGCUGCAGGACACUUACUUCUGAGCUGAGUGGGGGUGGGACAGCGGGGGGGCCCUGCUGCCUCCGACCCCACCACAGAUUAGCCAAGGACCAAGGGGUGAGGAGACUCAGAUGGGGGUGGGGUCGCCGGCUGGGAGGAAGCUGGAAUCUAAAGGACAAGAGUGUUGAGCUCUGAGCUAGCCUCCAGGGGGCGCCCCACAAUCUUCCUCCUGCCAGGAGGGGACCUGCUUAACGACUUUGAAAGCCAAACGACUACUGUGCUCUCCCCCCCCCCGCUUUCUGUGUCCUCCCCUCCCGUCGGUGGAACGAACAGGUACACCCCUCCCUCCAAGCGCUUUUCCAGGGGUGUGGGGCGUCCCCCUCAAGUCUUAACCAGAAUAUAAUUGUAUUAAUAGUCCAGCCCGUUUACUGUAUAUAGGAGAAUCCCCUUUAAACUAUUUAACCACUCCAGCCCUACACUCCCCCCGCCCCUCUGCUCGGGAGAGGUUGGUUUUAAGGGCCACCCUCUUGCCCCCAUGCUAGCAGGAGUGCUCCUCUUUGUGCUGUUCACCCCCAAACGCAGUUCUUGUUGAUGGACACAGGUAUCAAUAAAGUUCUUCUCCUUGGACUUUCAGUGGCAAGACGGAUGAACUUUAUUGACAGCCCAGUGUAUGCGGACAGGGCAUACGUUCCUCCUUGUCCCAACACCACAUUUCUUUAUUUAUCUGUAGCCCGGUGUUCCCCGACAGGGCAUCAGUAAAGCUCAUCCGCCUCUCAAGAAGGUGUCGAUAAAGUCACGUGCUAGGUGAGAAACUUUAUCGAUAGCCCAGUGCUUGCAGACAAGAGAACAAGAAAGUUCUUCCAUCUCCCAGCACAGGGUUUUUGUGGCAAGGAGUAAACUUUAUUGAUAGCCCAGUGUUGGACAAACUGGACUGUUCUCGUCUGCCAAUGCUGGGCUUUCAAUAAAGUUCAUUCCUUGUCCCCACCUGGGGCUUCAUUACUUGUGUGGUACCCUGGCGGCCCACUGUUAUGGUCUCCUUUGGGGCCUUCUGGGAAAGAUGGUGAACUUUAUUGGUGGCCCACUUUGCUGACAAGGUGUCAAAAAAGUUUCUUCCCUGUAAGAGUGGGGGAUGAACUUUAUUGACAACCCAGUGUUCGCAGCCAGAGCAUGGCAUUCCAUGUAAGGGCUGGGAUGAGCUUUAUCGACACUCCAGUGUUUGCAGACAGAAUAUCCUAUUCCAUGUGAGAGCUGGGAUGAGCUUUAUCGAUGUCCCAGUGUUUGCAGACAUGGGUAUCAAUAAAGUUUAUUUCACAUGAGAGCCGUGAUAAAGUUUAUCGAGUCCCCAGUGUUGGUGGACAAGAAGCCAAUAAAGUCCCCCAGUGGCUGAUGCUAUGGGACUUUUUCCGACUAGCACCCCAUAGCCCCCCCCUAAUUUGCCCUGGGGGGAUAUUAAAUUGGCUCUUAGACAAUACUCCCCCCCCCCCUCCCCCGGGAUACUCUCUUGGUUAUCUCUUGUCUUGUCAAUUCCUUGCCUCCCCUUCCCUGGCUUAUUUGUGAUUCACCCCAACCAUCAACACACUCCAGUCCCCCCAGACCCAACAAACCCCCCCCGGCCCCUUAAAAAGCAUGAACAAACACCCUUACGAUAACUGGAAUUUUCUCUCUCUGACUGUGGUACGCUGUGCGACCACUAGAGGACACCCACUGGCCCCAUGGAGGGAGAGCAGGGGUCUCAGAUGGGAGGCUAACACUUUCACGCUGGCUGGAAGAGGAGUGGGGCUGACCCAAUGGGAAUCCCCCAACCCCCACUGUCUUGUGUAAAGCUAGCAAAGAGCACCAGAACUCCUAGGUUCUAUCCCUGCCUCCAGGCAGGGAGUGGGGGCUAGUGAGUUAGAGGGUGGGGGUGGGCUGGGAAUCAGGACUCCUGGGUUCUAUCCCCCAGCUCGGUCUCUUCCCCCUUUGCCUCAGUUUCCCCUCUUUGCAAGACAUGGCUUUAACUUAACCUUGUAGAGUGGCUCCUUGGAGCAAGAGACCACAUUGCUGCUCUUUGCCUCCAGCCAAACCUCAUUCCCACAAUUCACCUCUCCCCCAAACCAUGCCGCCAGCUGCCCCCCCCAGCCAAUGUAACUCCCACCUGCCACCCAACAAGCCCCCCCUUUCUCCCUCCCACCCUUUGUAUAUACGUGUCUCUCUAUACACAUAUAUUAUAUAUAUGUCUCGGUAUUGUAAUUAUGUAUACAGACAUUUUGGGUUUGGCCAUGAGGUCUUAUUUAAUGGGACAGACACUGGAAUAUAGAGAUACAGCUCCCGCCCCCUUGCCCCGGCUCCAAUCCCUAGUCUCUCUUUUUAUGCCACCCCCAUCCUGGGCAGGAAGGGCAGAAAACCGGAUGUUUACAUUUUACAUCUCUCCUCUUUCUCCAUUCCCCCUCCCCGACCCUUUCUGUUGUUCGUGCCUCAUUCUCUGAGAUUUUAUUUUGUCGCUUUGUUUAAAAAGGUUAACAAAAAAAAAAUUGCAAACUUGGAAGAUGCAGCGCUGUUCUUUGGGCGUCAUGGUUGGGGGGGUGGCUCUCUGAGGAUCGUUUGGGUUGCAGGUCUCAGAAUCAUGGGCUCUAGGGGGGUAUCACUGGAUUGGGGGGUAUCGUGCUCUGAGGGUCUUUGGGUUGUGGGUGAUGGAUCUUUGAGAAUCAUUGGCUGAUUGGGGUCAUGGCUCUUUGAAGGUCAUUGGCUUGGGGGUCACAGUUCUUUGAGGGGCAGUGGAUUCUAGGUCUUUGGUCAUUGGGCUCUUCCAGGGUCAUUGGGUUGGGGGUCUGGCUCUUUGAAAGCUGGGUUGGUGGGUCAUGAUGGUUCUUUGAAGGUCAUUGGGUUCUAGGUCUUUGAGGGUCAUUGGUUCUUUGAGGGUCAAUUCAGAAUCAUUGGCUCCUUGGGGGUCAUGGCUGUUUUGAGUCAUUGGGUUGUCAGUCUGGCUCUCUGAGGGUCACUGGAUUGUAGGUCUUUGAGAAUCAUUCGCUUGUUGGGGGUUGUGGUUCUUUGAAGGCCUUUGGGUUUUAGAUCUCUGAGAAUCAUUGGCUGAUUGGGGAUCCUGGCUCUUUGAUGGUUGUUGGGUUGGGGGUCUUGGAGGAUCUUUGGGUCUUUGAGGGUCAUAGUUCUUUGAGAGUCCUUGGACUGUGGGUCUUGGUUCCUUGAAAGUCUUUUGAGGGUGUCAUGGGGGAACAGGCUUGGUGCUAGUUGAACAGCCGUGAAUUGGGGCCCUCUCCAGGGCGCGCACACACACUAGGGUACGCCUCCUUGGGCCGACCUCGGAUCCUUCAGCACCCGUUCCACACAGUGAGUCCAGCUGAGUAGGACACCUGGGGAAGCCCCAAAGGGGCUCUGCACCCCGAGUUCUGCAGUCAGCAGUGACUCCCAGCCAGGGGGGUACCCCAGAAGGGUUUGUUAGGCCUCUGGAACAGCGGAGAAACGUUCAUUGUUAGCACAGAGAGCAGGAC
Messenger RNA from Mauremys mutica (yellowpond turtle), 6154 nucleotides. RefSeq names its product TBC1 domain family member 10B-like. The transcript is spliced from 10 exons. NCBI's taxonomy places the organism in Eukaryota, Metazoa, Chordata, Testudines, Geoemydidae. Bases 152 to 2713 code for a protein of 853 amino acids. The record is from RefSeq and is a predicted model, not a curated record.